Vidua chalybeata is the source of this 2273-nucleotide messenger RNA. RefSeq names its product olfactomedin 3 (gene OLFM3). The record is from RefSeq and is a predicted model, not a curated record. Gene Ontology annotation, biological process: signal transduction. The transcript is spliced from 6 exons. Lineage: Eukaryota; Metazoa; Chordata; Aves; Passeriformes; Viduidae. Bases 237 to 1613 code for a protein of 458 amino acids.
GGCGGGGUGGGACGGGGCCGUGGAGCCGCUCCGCCAGCUCGGGCAGCGCCGUCCUCGCCCGCCCUCCCCGCGCCGAGGCUGCCCACGGAAUGAGCGUCCCCCGGGCGGCUGCCGCUGCCGCCUCCACUCGGGCUGCGGCGGGCGGGCAGAGAGCGCGGCUGCCGGCGCGGUCGCUGCGGCGGGAGCGGAGUGAAUGACCGAGAGGAGCGGCGCGGAGAGGCAGCCUCGGGAUCAGGAUGCGGGCGCCCGCCAGCAUCCUCAACCUCCUGCUGCUGUCCUUGCUGGCCGGCCUCGAUCCCUCCAAGACUCAGAUUAGCCCCAAGGAAGGGUGGCAAGUUUAUAGUUCAGCCCAGGAUCCUGAUGGCCGUUGCAUUUGCACUGUUGUUGCACCUGAACAAAACUUAUGUUCGAGAGAUGCCAAAAGCAGGCAACUCAGACAACUAUUAGAGAAGGUUCAGAAUAUGUCCCAAUCUAUUGAAGUUUUAAAUCUACGGACUCAGAGGGAUUUCCAGUAUGUUUUAAAAAUGGAAACACAGAUGAAAGGGCUGAAGGCCAAGUUUCGGCAGAUUGAAGAUGAUCGGAAGACGUUAAUGACAAAGCACUUUCAAGAGUUGAAAGAAAAGAUGGAUGAGCUUCUGCCACUGAUCCCAGUUUUGGAGCAAUACAAAACUGAUGCCAAGUUGAUCACACAGUUCAAGGAGGAAAUUAGGAAUCUGUCUACUGUGCUCACUGGGAUUCAGGAAGAAAUUGGUGCUUAUGACUAUGAGGAACUACACCAGCGCGUAGUCAAUUUAGAAACCAGGCUUCGUGACUGCAUGAAAAAGCUCACAUGUGGCAAAUUGAUGAAAAUUACAGGCCCCAUUACAGUGAAGAUAUCUGGAACCCGAUUUGGAGCCUGGAUGACGGAUCCAUUGGCAUCAGAGAAAAAUAACCGAGUCUGGUACAUGGAUAGCUACACUAACAAUAAAAUCGUCCGUGAGUACAAAUCAAUCGCAGACUUCGUCAGUGGGGCCGAAUCAAGGACAUACAACCUUCCAUUCAAAUGGGCAGGAACCAACCACGUUGUCUACAAUGGCUCCCUCUAUUUCAACAAGUACCAGAGCAACAUCAUCAUCAAGUACAGCUUCGACACGGGGCGGGUGCUGGCGCAGCGUAGCCUGGAGUACGCUGGCUUCCACAAUGUCUACCCUUACACCUGGGGUGGCUUCUCUGAUAUCGACCUGAUGGCAGAUGAAAUUGGGCUGUGGGCUGUGUAUGCCACCAACCAGAAUGCAGGCAACAUUGUCAUCAGCCAGCUGAACCAGGAUACGCUGGAGGUGCUGAAGAGCUGGAGCACGGGCUACCCAAAGAGAAGUGCUGGAGAAUCCUUCAUGAUCUGUGGCACCUUGUAUGUCACUAACUCGCACUUAACAGGAGCCAAGGUCUACUAUUCCUACUCCACAAAAACCUCCACUUAUGAGUACACAGACAUUCCUUUCCAUAAUCAAUAUUUUCAUAUAUCCAUGCUUGACUACAAUGCAAGAGAUAGAGCUCUCUAUGCCUGGAAUAAUGGACAUCAAGUCCUGUUUAACGUCACCCUUUUCCACAUCAUUAAAACUGAGGAUGACACAUAAUUUUAUUUCCCUUACCUCCCUCCCUCACAGCAGUCUCAUUUGUGAUUAACUCUAAAAGCAUCCAUCUCUCUCAGUUCCUUUUAAUUUACAUUUCUUUCUUCAUUAAACAAAAGCAACAUUUUCUACUAUGUAAUGCAUCUCAAAUAUGGCUGAACCUGUCAGAAAUGACCUGUCAGAAAUAAAAAGCAUCUUAACUGCAAGGUCUGUCAAGACCUUGUCUUGAAAAGCACUAAGGAGGAUUUAAAUGGCUAAAGACAGUUUUUAAAAGAUUAUGAUCUGCCUUAUUUUAGAGUCAGAGACUAAUGGUGGCUUAAAUGCAUGAAUGUCUUUUUUUACCUCAUUUUUCGUUUUAAUAUAUUGCUUAACUUCAGGAAACAUUUCAGUAGUGUCAGACACAUAUUGCACUUUGUAUUUUUUUAUUUAUUCCAAAAGAAAGAUUUAGUAGGAAUUUAAUUUUCUUAGACAAGGUGUAUGAUUCAUUUUUCCAUCAUCCAAUUUCAGAUGUGGUGCUGUACAGUAUGUUUUUAAAUCUCUUGCAAACAUUUUAUCAACAGUAUGUAUUUCUACCAUUGUAACCACCAUUGUGCAAUUGUAUCUCUUCACUUAUGUGAAAGUCAACUAAGUACUAUUUUUUAUAAAAUAUAUUGAAGCUUAAUUGCA